AUGGAGAGCAUUGAGACUAUUUGUGAUAACUUGGAGAAGGCUUUCACCGACCAGAAAGACGAUCCGGUCUCUCUGGUGACCAUUAUUGACAUGUACAAUGACCAGGUCAACACGGAGUACACAAAGGAGGAAAGAGUGCAAUACUUGAAAAAACUUUACAGUGUUCUUUCCGAGAAUCCUGAUGUCGUCAGUGAAAUUGGUUGGGAUUUGCCCAAGGGAUUGCUGAAAUUUCAUUCUUUGGAGAACCUUCUUCCACAUCAGGGAUUGAGAAACAAUGCCAUUGUGGUUACUAUCAUGAACUGCUUUCACGAAAUUGCUUUGCACGGCAAUCCUAAAGAAUGCUUGCUUACUGGCUGUCAAUUACUCUCAGACCUUUCUGUAGAAGAGCUUGCGCAAGAGGUGGAAGAUUACAACAAGGCAAAGGAAGCAGAAGGUUCAAAAGAAGUAUCAGCUGAAGAGAGUGAAUUUGGUGUCAAGCUGCAAAAUCCAGUAGAGUACCUUCUCGGUCUAAACAGUUACGUGCUUUUUGAGCUCAUUCAAUCAGUCCUUAGACGUAUUCAAAGCUUAUAUCCAUCAAAAUUCCUUGGUAUGGCGGUUUCGGCUAUUUGCAAGUUUUUAAGAUCAAACAUUGACAGCAUUGACAACACCGCGUUUGUCUUACGUAGAAUCUUCACUUUCUGCAAGAACUAUACCCCCAUGCAAGCGCCUUUGGACUCUGAGAUUAUCGGCGAGUUAGACAAAAAGGAAUUGGCAAGUAUUGCUGAUGACGAAGCUGCUUUACAAGGGAAAGUUUUACGCAGUUUGAGCACUUUUGCUAUAGGCUACUGUUUGAAGAAUAAACAAUUGAGAAUUGAUGUACGAUACUACUCAUCUUUUGCGGGAGGACAACUCAACGAAGUUCCAUAUAUGAAGGAGGUCGUCGAAGUUUGCUCAAGAUUUUAUCAGCUGGCUUAUUCCUUCGAUAUUGAUAUCAAAGAAGAAUUUGUGAACCUUCUCAAAGAAACUAAAAACAUAUACAGAUCCUUACCCUCAGAAUCAGAUAUUGCCAAUGAUGAAGCUAAUCGUGCAAUUGGGCAAGUGGUCUACCAGCUUUCUUACACUUAUCAGUUACAAAAGUUAACAAAACCAGAAGGGCUUGAAUUAGAUCCACUAGGCAUACUCGUUCUAUCGGGGCUGCACUAUUUGCAAACCAAACAACACUUAAGCUCAGAAAUUAGCGUGCAGGAUGCAAUUUACCUGUACAUUCGAUGCUCGACGCCUGCUUUGUUCUCCGCCCUCUUCUCGAGUAAGGUUGCCGAAGAAGUUUCUCGUUAUUGGUUGUGGGUCUCCAUUACCAAUACGAGUUACAAAGUGUUGAAGAAACAGCUUUCAGAAAUCCCAUCAUAUAUCAGCAGCGUCUUUUUACAGAUGAUGUUACUCACAACCUGCAAUCAAACUAAUGAACAAGCACGCAUGAUAAAUUUUACUCUUCUGACCCGUAUUAUGUGUUUGAUGCCAGAGGAAACAACCUUUUCUUUCACUUUGGAUACUUUGCUAACAUGUCCAUACGUUAAACCCAAGAUUUGUAUUCUUGGUAUUUUGAAGGACUUGAUGUUGAAAACACGUCAAUGCAAACAAGAACAGGAUAUUUCAACGCAGCUUAAAGAUUUGAAGAUAAAAGAAUCGAGCUCUGUUGGGGUUAAUGAGCCACCGGCGCUACCGCCAAGGGAAUUUGUCUCAAUCAAUGACGAUAGGAUGGCAUCCUUACAUAGCGUUGCAUUGAUAGCUAUUACUAAGGCCGCCGAGGAGAAAGCCAACAAAGAGGACCUGAUUCUUCUACAAAAUUACCUGAACUUUUUCGCUGCACUAAGAAAUAAAUGGGACAAAAGUUUAUUGAAGGCAAUAAAUGAAGAAGUUGGUGGUCACUUCGACGUUAAUGAGUCGGAGACAACGCCGGAAAUCGGUUUCAUAAUAAUUGCCAACGAAACGUUGGGCAAAGAUUUGUGA
Torulaspora delbrueckii is the source of this 1986-nucleotide messenger RNA. RefSeq names its product Ybp1p (gene YBP1). Gene Ontology annotation, cellular component: cytoplasm. The record is from RefSeq and is a predicted model, not a curated record. NCBI's taxonomy places the organism in Eukaryota, Fungi, Ascomycota, Saccharomycetes, Saccharomycetales, Saccharomycetaceae. The transcript has a single exon. Gene Ontology annotation, biological process: cellular response to oxidative stress. Bases 1 to 1986 code for a protein of 661 amino acids.